UCAGGGCAGAGAGGGGAGAGACAGAGGAAGCAGAUAGAGAAAUAGCUGCGGAGAGAAAGUGAGGGGACGUUGGACGGGUUGACACGGUCUGCGUUUGGGCAGACAAAUGAAAAAUAGUAAAUAAUACCUAAGCAGAGCGUUUGAACGACCGACAGAGGACAUUAUUGUAUUGUUAUCCUGCAGAAGAUAUAAAAAUGUCGUCUCCAAGUCCGGGUAAAAGGCGAAUGGAUACCGACGUGGUGAAACUCAUCGAGAGCAAGCACGAAGUCACAAUCCUGAGCGGGCUCAACGAAUUUGUAGUGAAAUUUUUUGGACCACAAGGAACACCGUAUGAAGGAGGCGUGUGGAAGGUUCGAGUAGAUCUACCGGACAAGUACCCGUUCAAAUCUCCAUCUAUAGGAUUCAUGAAUAAAAUUUUUCAUCCCAACAUCGAUGAAGCGUCGGGAACCGUGUGUCUAGAUGUGAUCAACCAGACGUGGACAGCGCUGUACGAUCUCACCAAUAUUUUCGAAUCGUUCCUGCCUCAGCUGCUCGCGUACCCCAACCCCAUCGACCCCCUAAACGGAGACGCGGCGGCCAUGUACCUCCACCGGCCAGAGGAGUACAAACAGAAAAUUAAAGAGUACAUCCAGAGAUAUGCAACAGAGGAGGCCCUGAAGGAGCAGGAGGAGGGCGCCGGGGACUCCUCGUCGGAGAGCUCCAUGUCGGAUUUCUCGGAAGACGAGGCGCAGGACAUGGAGUUGUAGUGACGCGCGGCGGCGCGCCCUCCCCUAAACACAGAGACUAUGCGAUUUCCUAACCACGAGAAGCAGACUUAUAAUAUUCAUAUUUAAACGAGGCGAUUGUUUUUUUUUUUUGUUUUUGUUUUUUUUAUUACUAAACAAGGAUUUUUAUGGAUAUAGCGUUGUUGUAUAUCUCGCCCUCUGUGUGUUUCCCACCUCAUUUCUCGAUCCAUUUCUCCGCCCCGCCCGAGGUGCACUGGCCACAUUCCACUUUGGUAGCCUCGUAGCCCAAAUGCAUGUGAUCGCUGUUCCCCUCCUCCAACCCCCUCCACGGUCUACCAAACCUGUGAGUGAACUCUAGGGUAAAUCGGAGGCUUCUUUUGGGAAGGCCACGGGGAGCGUGCCUCCCCUCCUCCUCCUCCUCCUCUCGUUGUGACCAACGCACGCAGGAAUAACCGAGGAAGUUGCUGGCAGUCGCGAUACGGCUUUAAAUUUUUUUCUGGAAUUGUUAAAAGCGGAUUGGGUGUUAAACGCUGUUCACUGGCAGGCUCGCUGGUCAUUCCCACCUCAUACUUUGGUCAUGUUUUUUAGCGCAAUUAGUGGCUGCUUGGUGUUCAGUUUCAUCGUAAGGAGGCUACCUAUUUUAAACGUUAAAAAAAGAGAAGGGGGUAGAACCCCCUAUUCUGUCACGUGCGUCUUUGCCUGCCUUGGGAUAGGCCUGGAAGGGGCCUGUUACUUUGAGCGUUCACCCACCUACACCAGAUUCAUUUCCAUUCUUAUCGGAGCAUUAUCGACCAUAAGCCAUUAUCAAACAUCCACAGAUCUCUCCAGAAGAUCUUUUAGAGUGAAACCAUGGGUGACAAGGAAGUUAAUCUACUGACGUUCAAAGCUUUUUAAUUUUCAUUGAAAUAGUUUUGUAAAAAUUAUUUCUCGCUAUAGACAGUAGAGAAAUUGUAUUGGACCCGAUAUUAAUGAUAUACAAUGCUAUACAACAACAGCAAAUAUUUCGGGUGUUGUCUUAGCGUAUAUAGCGCCACACCCUGGCCUUGCUGGACUCGGCAGGCACUCGGGCCUGCUGUUGGGAGAGUACUGUAGACCUCUGCGGGCGCUAAGGCAGGCCGGUGUCCUCUCUCUGUGCCCAACGGCCAUCUCCCAGCAUUUAGCCACUCAGGUCUGCAGUGCACAGCUGCACAGCCAAGAGCAGUGGCUAGGACACAGCAGCGUGUGUCUGCGCAGCCAGCCCCCUUCCCCCCGCUCCCCCGUUACCUUUCUUUCGACAGCAGAAGGCUGAGCGGCUGCUCGUUGGCGUCCACAAAGCACAAUGACGUUUCUCGAUUUUCGUGUCACUGAAAUGAGCAAACAGUCUUUCUGUGGCCCCCCACUUCCCCCCCACCCCCUCUUUGAGUUUUCAUAAAACAUGCUUCUUCAUCACACACCCUUUUGUACAUUGUGGCAUGAUACGGAAGUGAAGUUGUAGGAGCUUUGAGCUAGUGCUCUUAAAAAAAAAAAAAGAAAAGGCAGCUUGGUGUGGCUUCUGUUUGAGGCUAGAGUUGCGUUUGUUCAGUGUAGUGGUUUGCAUUGGUGGGGCUUCACUAGAAGGUGAUAUCUGCAGGGGGGUGGGGGGAGGGGGAAGGGUUAAACUUGGCUUGUCCCUCUUACCUUAUUGAAAUUGCCUGUUGCUUGUGCUGAACUAUUAUUGGUGUUUGACUUGCAUAGGGGUAGCUCAGAUUGCUGGGUGGUGCAUUCACGUAUGCUUUUAUCACAUAAAGAAAUGGCUCGUCUGAGAUAAUGUCCUGUAAUGGAGAAGGUACAGUCAUUAGAUUUACGUUUCGUCUUUCCUGUGGGGUUUUCAAAGGAUAUUCCAAAGAUUCCAAAGCUUAUACUGCUUGUCCCUUUAUGCAAUCGCAGCGAGACUUGUACAGGUCACGUCAUGUCUAUUUUCAUCUUAAAUUCUGCUUUUUAACUUCAGGUAGCGCAUUUCGGAGCUCUGCUGUAAGGUGCAGUAGAUUGCACUGCGCACAUGCAGGGGCUGGAAGCUGAACCCGUGCGCUGCGAUCAAUGCCACGCCGAGAGAAAAGAUACGCGUCGGCCCCCCC
Messenger RNA from Megalops cyprinoides (Indo-Pacific tarpon), 2818 nucleotides. RefSeq names its product ubiquitin-conjugating enzyme E2 H-like. Gene Ontology annotation, molecular function: ubiquitin conjugating enzyme activity. The coding region runs from base 195 to 746 and encodes 183 amino acids. Gene Ontology annotation, cellular component: nucleus. The transcript has 7 exons. NCBI's taxonomy places the organism in Eukaryota, Metazoa, Chordata, Actinopteri, Elopiformes, Megalopidae. The record is from RefSeq and is a predicted model, not a curated record. Gene Ontology annotation, biological process: ubiquitin-dependent protein catabolic process; protein polyubiquitination.